This is a messenger RNA of Adineta ricciae, 1056 nucleotides long. NCBI's taxonomy places the organism in Eukaryota, Metazoa, Rotifera, Eurotatoria, Adinetida, Adinetidae. The record is from the annotation of a GenBank genome assembly.
AUGUACGAAGAUUACUUUUCCAUCGACGAUAUUCUGUCAACGCAAGAACGGAUUCGCUGUCAACUACUCGUCGAUAUUCCAAAAUUGGGCUUUCUCGAAUCUUCAUCAGCAACAGCAACGUUGAACGAUGAGAAAAAAGAUCAUGCUGAUGAACAGAACUUCUCAUCAUUGACAGCCAACACCAAACUCGAACUUCCCUACUGGAUGAUCUAUUCGAUCUGCAAUUGCAAAACACGAUUCGCAUCGUUACCUGAACUUCCGUUGAUCUAUUCACGAAUUCAACGGCAGAUUUUUGCAGCUGAUGCAUCGGUCGUUGAUCUAGCCAAGCAAGCAUCUCAUUUCUAUCGACAAGGACGUCAUUUACUCGAGCUGAACUUUGAUGAGAAACGACAAGUUGCGAUGACAUUGUUACAAACAUAUCAACAACGCUUUCGUUCGAUCAUGGAUGCUUCUUUUCAUUUGAUCUUGUUGAGUGAUCAUCAUCAUCACGAAAGUAUGAAACAACAAACUGGAAAAUUCGAAAGACAAGAGAAGAUCUUGCUGAUGUUGGGACAAGCAGCAUUUCGAGACUAUGAUCGACUGGUGAACAAUGAAACCAAACAAAUGUUACCACCGAAAAUUCAAGGAAUGACAACUGAUCUAACGAAUGUUCUCAAUGAAUAUCCAUUCGUGUUUGAUGGUACUGAUUUGUCAAUCGGAUUGUGCUUAAAGUCGUGGAGUGAAGAAUGUCUGUUCGAGAAUUGUAUACAAAGAAUGUACGUGUUUGCUGAACGAUGGAACCAAGAUUUAGUUUAUUUAAAUCUUGUUCGGGCAAAUAAUGACUCAGGUUAUUAUGGCACGGUCGGUUCCGGCUGGUUAGGUUGGUUUUCCGACCAUUUCCUUGCCGCCGGAAGUUCAAACGUAGGUUCCAGUCAUUUCCCGGCCGUUUCCUGCAAACUUCGAGCUGGAAACGGUCAGGAACUGAUCGGAUAUUUCCUGUCCAAUUCUGGCGGCAAGGAAUCUGCCGGAACUUGCUGGAAUCGGCGAAAACUGUGCCGGAAUGAUCGACCUGGGUAG